UUUACAGUGCUUUUAUUCUUUGCAGUUUUUCUUGGUAAUUCUACUAUAUCACAAACCAUAAUCUCGACGUUUUGGAUAGAAAGACUGUGGCUUGCUUGGUCUUUUUUAUUUCCUCUGGUAGACGAACUUCACGACAGUAACGAUUACGACUACAACAGUCCUUGACUGAACGGCAACGUCACGAAAAAGAAAACACUUUACCCACACAUCACAUCACAUCACACUACACAACAACCAUGUUUUCAAGAAACCUACUCCGUGCCACUGCACUCCUACCCUUCCUCUCCACAUUCACCUCCGCACAAAACGCCUGCAAUAACUCGCCCGACCUAUGCAAUCGCGCAUACAACAACAUCACCUACCUCGGCGCCCACGACUCACCCUUCCUCCGCAACGAAGAAACCUCCUUCUCCACAUCCGGAAACCACUACUACAACACCACCGUACAACUCGACUCGGGCGUGCGCCUGCUCUCCGCCCAAGUCCACAAGACCAACGAAAGCGGCGCCGAAGCAUGGCACCUCUGCCACAGCAGCUGCAACCUGCUCGACGCCGGCAGCCUAGGCUCCUGGCUGACGGAGAUAAAAACCUGGAUGGACGCCAACCCGCGCGACAUCGUAACCGUGCUUCUUGUAAACUCCGACAACGCCACUCCCAACGACCUCGGUCCUAUAUUCCGGGACUCUGGUAUCGAUAAACUAGCUUACACACCGCCGUCCACUACCACUCUACCUCAAACAUGGCCUACGCUCGACGCCCUCAUCGGCAAUAAUACAAGACUCAUGACGUUUGUGGCGUCGUUGUCGCAACCAUCAACUCAAUAUCCUUAUCUUAUGGAUGAAUUCACGUUCGUGUUCGAAAACGAGUUUGAAAAUACGAAUCCCUCGAAUUACUCUUGUAACCCAGAUCGUCCUACCAACCUUGGUACGCCCUCUGCUGCUCAGUCUUCCGGUCGCAUGUUCUUGCAAAACCACUUUUUGUACAGUACUCAGUUGUUUGGCAUUCAGUCGCCCAAUGAGACUUAUGUCAAUGUUACGAAUGCUGCGACUGGCUUUGGCAGCUUGGGUGAUGCGCUGGGCGAGUGUACGGGUGUGUAUGGCAAGCCGGCGAACUUUGUGCUGGUGGACUUCUUCAACGUGGGACCGGCGAUUGAGAGUGUGGAUCGUGUUAAUGGGGUCAGGAGCGCCGUGGGUAGGAAGAGUGUUAGUGCGCAGCCGUUGAGACAGAGUACGGGUGGGGGUGCGAAGGAGAGGGGGAGUUUACUGGCGGUGGUGUUGGCGGUGGGUGUUGCUGUUGCUUUUGGGGCGUGA
Molecule: messenger RNA, 1310 nt
Organism: Pyrenophora tritici-repentis Pt-1C-BFP
Lineage: Eukaryota; Fungi; Ascomycota; Dothideomycetes; Pleosporales; Pleosporaceae
Source: RefSeq, a predicted model, not a curated record